Brassica napus (rape) is the source of this 3031-nucleotide messenger RNA. Its product is annotated as transmembrane protein 45A. NCBI's taxonomy places the organism in Eukaryota, Viridiplantae, Streptophyta, Magnoliopsida, Brassicales, Brassicaceae. The record is from RefSeq and is a predicted model, not a curated record. Bases 1085 to 1981 code for a protein of 298 amino acids. The transcript is spliced from 2 exons.
UGAAGUUUCAACAAGAAAUAACUAGAAGGGGUUUCCGUAUAAGUUAUGUUCAAUUAAUGACUUUUAAAAACUCAAAGAAAAAAACAAAUGAUAAAAACAGAAUCCUAAUCUUUAAUAUUUUAAAAGAGAAUGUUGAAUAUAAAAAUUGCUGAGGUGUUAAAACCAUAUAAUUUUUACCAUUUUUUUAUAAAAUAAACCAAAAGAUUUGUAUUCAUUAUUACUAGUAUUAUAAUAUAUUUUAGUUUUUUGAAUUUAAUUCUAUAACUGACAUUUUUGUUAUGUUAAGAGAUUGGUCAAAUUUUUAAUUAAACUAAAAUUAAAUAGAAAAAAAUUAUCUUGAUAUAUAAAAUUUAGCAUUCAUUAUUUAAGAUUUUGUAAGUUCAUUUUUAAAAUACGUAAUUAUGAUAUUCACUAUCAAUCUUCAUAAAAUUUUAAAAUCUUGAUUUAAGAUGCACAACAUUUGAAAAUCAAGAACGAUGAUCGUUCAAGUGAUUAAGUUAUUCCAUUUCCAUAUGAACAAUCAUAAACUUGCAACAAGCAACAUCACUUUCAAAAGUUAUUUAAAAUAUGAUAGAGCUUUAUGUGUGUUUCUAAAUUAGUUUACCAUGCAAUGAUACAACUUUUUUAACUUCACAAAUAAACGUGAAUAACUUAUUCUGUGUAUACAUCACGAGACAUUCCCUAUUUUAAUUAUAUUAAUAUUCACACAUAAAACUCAGAGAUGAGAAAGAAAGCAAUUCUUUCUAUAGAUAUUUGGGGUAAGUAAUUUGCUAUAUUUUUUUUGCUUCCGAACAGAUCUCAACAAGCACAUGGGCAUGUAUGGCUUAUAUAGAAAAGCCAUGCCAGACUUGCCAGUUAAGCUUACAGGAUUACAAGCGUGAUUUAAUGAACCCCUCAAGAAAGUCAAAUUAGUCAUAUAUAGUUUGUGCAAACGCUUAAUCUAUAAGCCAAUUCCACAAACCUCAAUUCAUAUUUAACCCAUCGACUCAUCGAUGAUUUUGCUCACAAUCAGAAACUAUCUCCUAUCUCUCUCUCUCUCUCUAACACACAAACCAAAGAUCACUAAAAUAUAAAGACCCACAACAUGGGAUCACGUGCGGGACAUGUUUUACCAGGUUUUGCCUUCUUAGCACUUGGUUUGUGGCACUUAUUCAACAACAUAAAACUCUUUUGUCUACGUCCAAACACCUUCAUUUCAUCUCCAUGGUUCCCAGUAUCAAAGAUCAGGCACUUAGAGCUUUACUUUAUGAUGUUCUCUGCAUCUGCUUCCAUAUCAAUGGAGCUCUUUAUUGGACCUAGAAGACACCAUCCCUUUGACUCAGAUGGGACCAUCCCAUCGAACCAUCUCCAAAACGUUGAACAUUCUUCUAUCUCCAUGGCCUUCUUGGUUUAUGCUGUUUCCGCAGUAGUGUUUGAUCGAGCACGGCCUAGAGCAGCGGCUUCCGAGGGACUAACCAUCCUAGCUGCAGCCGCUGCCUUCACUCAGCAGCUACUUCUUUUCCAUUUCAUCCUCCAGCUCAGUAUCUUCGUCUCUCUAAUGACCACUCUCAUGGGUAUUGCCUUGCCCAAGAGCUUUUUGGUGAGCCUUGUGAGAUCUUCAAGUAUAGCUUUUCAAGGAGUGUGGUUAAUAUUUUUGGGUUGCAUGCUUUACACACCAAGUUUGAUUCCUAAGGGAUGUUUUAUUCACGAUGAAAAUAGCCACCAAGGGGUUAAGUGUUCAACCGAAGAAGCUCUUCACAGAGCUAAAUCGUUGGUCUGCAUUGAAUUCAGUUGGUUAUUCGUUAUAAACACAAUAUUUGUUGUGACACUAUAUAUGAUUCUAGAUCGGGUUUAUGGUGAAAACGUAGAGUACUCUAGUCUAACCAGCAAUUAUCAAAGAGAACAAUAUGAUGAAGAGCAACAACACUUUGAAUCGGAAUCGACUCAGAAAAUGAGUUUUGUCCAAAUGGGUAAAUUUGAUGACCAUGGAGAUAAAAUGUGAGAAGCUUCCUUAGUGAUGAUUAUUGUUAUCGGUUAUGUAAUGUGAUCCAAAAUGUUUACUCUUCUUCAAAUAAUAAAAGUAUAUAAUGUGUAUUUUACAAGGUUGAUGAUAAUCCCAAUUUGUAUUUUACAAACUCCACUCAAAUUAGUUAUUAAUUUUUAAUGUUUGUUGCAAUAAAAGCAAGUUCUCUAAACUAAUUCCCCUCACAUAGUCACAUCACACCCCCACCUAAACUUUUUGCUUCUUGACAACACAAUAACUAAACUCAUCGGCAGACAAAACAAACUUUAAAAUUCUAUAAAAAAUUUCAACUGAAAAUGAAUUCAAUGAAACCAAAACUAGACAGAAAAAUAAAAUUUAGUAUUUUUUUCUUGGGAAAAUUAUUUUUUUAGAGAAAAAAACAAUAAUUAUGUCCCUUUAGACUAAUCUCUAUUAUUUUAUGUCCCAUCAGACUAUUUUUUUUUUAAAAUGGUAGUAAUACCCUUAAAAUUAUAAUUUUUUAAAUAAAAUGAAUAAUGAGUUCGAUCAUGCGGGAUCGAUCGAUCUGAAUUUCCAAGGUCAAACGGAUCGAUCGAUCCUGAUCAUUAUGCAGAACAAAAAACGCGGAGUAUAUACUGAUCGACCUGGUCAAUUUCACUCGAUCGGCGAAGUUCGAUUUAAAUUUCAGAGAGGACUUUAAUUCCAAUGCAAGUAACCUUCCCCUUUUCUUUUUAUCAACAUUAAAACUCUAACUUGAAGCUACAACCAAUUCCCAAACACCACAUGAAGUAUAUAUAUGAAUCAUGGUAGAAAUAAUGUGAAAAUUUUGUGAAAAUUUUGUGAACAAUCAAUAGAAUAUAGAAGACGGCGAAGAAGGUCACCAAGUUUUUUUUCGUUAUUUUAGUUCAUUUUUCGUUUUUUUUUAAAUCGAUUUUUUUUCAAAAUAUAAAAGUGAAUAUUCUCAAAUAUUUUGUUUUCAUAUUUUUAGGAACUGAUUUCUUAUCCGUAGAAUAUAGCUAAUCUUUAGAAAUCGGGUUCUACAGGUUUUUAGAGUUAUAGUAAUAUGUAGAU